Messenger RNA from Drosophila ficusphila, 1175 nucleotides. RefSeq lists its product as uncharacterized. Lineage: Eukaryota; Metazoa; Arthropoda; Insecta; Diptera; Drosophilidae. Gene Ontology annotation, cellular component: mitochondrial inner membrane. Gene Ontology annotation, molecular function: enzyme regulator activity. The transcript is spliced from 3 exons. The record is from RefSeq and is a predicted model, not a curated record. Bases 89 to 922 code for a protein of 277 amino acids. Gene Ontology annotation, biological process: mitochondrial electron transport, cytochrome c to oxygen.
GUUUGGUUUUAAAUUCCGGUAUUCGUUUUAUUUCAAAAUUUAUGAUUUGGAAGUCCUCAUCUACACAAAAUUAAGUUUCUUAAGUAAUAUGCGGAAAAUACAACUAGUUCAAUGUAUACAACCACGGUAUUCUUUAAACACUGCUUUAGCGCAGCGUUUUAUGUCAAAAUCUGGUGAUGCAAAACCACCUUCUAAAACAGAAACGAAAGAUCCAAAGUGCAAGGAGGGUAAAGAUGCAAAACCCACCGAAGCUGUAAAAAAAGAAGAACCAAAGCCUGAGCCAAAGCCUGAACCAAAGCCUGAACCAAAACCUGUCAAGAGUAAAGAGGUCAAGCAAAAAGAUGAAACUGCUAUAUCUGGCGGGACCAAGUGCAGUCCAACUGUCAACCCUGUUUGCAUUAGUAAACCUGUAAAGAAACUGAAAACUUGUGAAGAAAUUUUAUGUGGAAAAGGUAAAAAAAAGAAGAAGAAUAUUCCUCUAACGGCCAUUCAAGGAGGAGACUUGGGAUGUCCUGCCCAGACAGAUAAAAAACCACCAAUAAUUGGAAAACAUGCAAAGCUCUGGCAGAAAAUUUCCCUUUUUGGAGUCCUGCCUUUGAUUGCCGUCCUAACUCUUUUGGUAUUUGGCUCACGUGUAGAGGAAGAACGCCUAGAAUUUAGGAACUAUACCCACUUGUACAAGCGAUCAAAGCCGUAUUGGUUUAAGGAUGGGAAUCGCACAGCCUUUCACAACAGCUACUACAAUGCCUUGCCUCCAGGAGGAUAUGAGGAUGAAAUUGAUGAAGCUUCCAUUGGUCAGGAACCGGAGUCCGAAAAGGAUAAAAAAGCUCGACUAAAAGAAUUCGACAAGGUCGUUAAGGAUUGGCGCAAGCAUUCAUCGAAGAGAGAGGCUCGGCUUAAAAAGGAGGCUGCCGCCUCCUAGAAAACAACAAGCUCAGUGAAAAAUGUGUGAUUUCGAGUGCAUUUACUACUCAAGAAUUCUAAAAAUUCCUUUAAUAUUUACCAGCAUAAGACGAUGACCAUAGAGUAGCUAGGAGAAAAAUUCAAACAGCUCCCCACCAAGAAGCAUAUUUACAAUCAAGGUUGUGGGUUAUCUUUAUUAAACAUCUUCACUUAAGAACUCAAUAAACUUUAAUAAACCUUUAAGUAAUAAUACUACGCAAAGGCAGAACCAA